UUUACGCUGAAGAACGUUUAGCGUUUUUCUUCGUCGACGCAGAAUGGACCCGAGGAACGAAGAUCAAGACUUCAGCUUCAACACGAUUUAUUAAAACAUUUACUUAAUUAUACAAGUUCGUGUUUUAGGAUAUUUUUGUUGUUCGAAAAGCAGGGUUUAGGAUUUGGAAGAAUUUGAAGAAGUGUCCGUUAAAUUGCGUUAGCUAACUUGCUAAUUGUUAGCUCUGCUCUCAUAACCUUGGAAGACGAGCUAUCCGAAGAUGGUGAGACCUCACUCAGGUUCUUCUCGGUCUAGACAGAGGUCCUUCUCUGACAGCAGUCACACUGAGCACCAUGAAGGGCGUAUGGGCCCUUCUUCUAGGGGAUUUAGAGGCCCCCCAGGUAAGGCACCUCCCAGCUGGAGGGAGAGCAACAGUGGAGGACCCUCGUCCUAUCCCAGGAGACCACCCAUGAUGGGAGAACCUAGGGAGAGACCUCAUGGACAUUGGACACCACCGAAAAAGGACAACUACAGACCGUAUCCUGUGUCACGGGAUUUCCAGCAAGGCCGCAGAAGGCCUUCCAUGAGCCCCCCCAACCGCCCUCCCCCAGUCCAACACGGUCGUGUAUCACCUCACAGUCCUUCACACGGACCUCCGAACCACCACAGACCCUUCCAUGGGAACAACUCUGGGCGUGUCUCUCCUUCCCGUUACUUUCGCAGCUUCCCGUCAGACCGCAGGGGUCCGUCACCCCAUAGUACCUUCAGAGCCCCACCAAGAUUCCCAAGUCCUGCACAUGAGCAGGAAAGGAGCUGGGGUCCCAAAAGACACCUAAAUACCAGAGAAAGGCCCUUCGGACGACCGGCUCGUGGAGGGCAUCGCUGGAACGGCCCAGGGAGCUUCCCAAAACCCAACGGAGGGCCAAGACACUCUGGUUCUCCCCAGAGGAAGCCCAGGGAGUUUCAGGAGAGGAGCUCAUAUCCAGAGAGGUGGUCUACAGAGCGAGAUCCACGGAAGCAUCACGGAGAAGCUGGCAGAGGGCGAGAGAGGCCUGGACACAAUGCCCCUGAAUGGGCGCGCCACGAAGGUGCUAAACCACACCCUCGUCCUCCCUACAGACCAUCGUCAUGGAAAACCGGCCCACCGUCUUUCUCCCAGUCAUUCUCCAGAUUCCCUCCACCUCUGAGACCUCAGGAGAGGCCCAUCAUGCGUCUUCUGAAGAGAAGGGGUCUGGAAACUGGACGCCCACCAUCACCCUCGGCAGAGUACGGCCCACCUAAACGCGUCCGUAGGGACCUACCGCUUCGACCUCUGCCCCUGAAACCUUUCGGAGGUCGUGGUCUGUCCCUCAAGGACAAGUCUCGUCUGCUGAGCAGGCGCAAGUUCAGAGAGGAGUCUGUGGCACGGCUGAAAAUGCCCCCGCCCAGGAUCUCAGGCAAGAUACAGAAGAUCAAGGUGCAGAGAACAUCAAAGGAUGACGAUGAUGAUGAUGAAGAGUCCUCCAGAACCCCGCCUCGCAAGGUCCUGCUGAAGAAAAGUGUGAAGAGGCUGGCACCGGGAAAAUCUGACGCCAGCUCCAAGUCGGCGUCAGACUCCGACUCGCAGGUGGAAUCCCGGCGCUCCGUAAGAGCACGCAGCUCCUCACCUUUAGACAGACAUCUGACCCGGGACCUGGUGGUGGUUUCACACUGGGAGGCUGGAACCACCCGCAGCUCCAGCCCUAAGAGCAGCACGUCCUGGAGGGGCCGAGUGUCCAGCAAGAACGACAGGGAUCUGAGCGAGCGCUUUGUGAACUCUCAGCGUGACCUGAAGCUCCGCCGGUCAGGAGAAGGUCCCGUUAGAUCCUUCAGGAGGCCGCCGCCGUUCCUGAAACCCGGUUUCCGCUCGUCCCGCCCCGCGCCGGUGGUUAAGAGGGGCUCGGAUGGAGUCUUCAGGAGGCCCCUGAUGGCCUCCAUCAUUCCUCGCCCCCCGCAGCAGAAGCCCGUGCUGAGGAAGAGCCAGAGCAUCAUGACCAAGUACAGGAACCUGCAGACGCGCCAGAAAGCACCGCCGCCUACACGCCAGGCUACCAGCUACCGCCGCUGGUGAGCUCUCUACAGAGUGAGUGAGACACACCGGAGCACCCAGCCUGACCUGGUCUGCACAGCUGCAUGUUCAGUACAGGCCACGCCCACUCUGUGCUGGGGGGUGUUGCAGCUGUGUGAACGGUAAAUUCAGUCUGAUCUGAAUCAGACCUGAAUCCCAGCAGUAGUGGUACAGAAGCCGCUCUGGUGUGAAUCUGGUUCUCGUUUGGUUUUUAUGGAUGUGAUGUGAGGGCGGGGGCAGGUCCUGUUCUGUAAAUAAUAAAUCAGUAGAUAGAAUGAAAUUGUGGGUGUGUGUGGGUGUCUGUGUGUGUGUGUGGGUGUGUGUGUGUGGGUGUCUCUCUGUGUGUGUGUGUGUGUGUGGGUGGGUGUGUGUGUGUGUGGACUUAAUGAGAUUAACGAGCUCCUGUAGUUCAUUAGCUAUAAAUUUAGAUUCACCUUCAAGCCCUUUGUACAAAACUGUAUUGUUUAUAGAUUUCAAUAAAACUGGAACAUUUCUGUA
Molecule: messenger RNA, 2563 nt
Organism: Trichomycterus rosablanca
Lineage: Eukaryota; Metazoa; Chordata; Actinopteri; Siluriformes; Trichomycteridae
Exons: 9
Coding region: 260-2068 (602 amino acids)
Source: RefSeq, a predicted model, not a curated record